UGUCUUUUUAGUGUAUACUCCCAAUCUCAAAGAAGCUUUCGACGAUAACCCCCGGUCAUCACCAUUCACUAUCGAGCUCUGGAAGUCUUGGCAUGCGGCGAAUUUCCCCACACCCUGGGAGCUGCGAUUCGGAUCAACACCAACGCGAUAUCUGAUAGUGGAGCGAUCAUGGGCUCUAUAUCGAUUUCUACACAACGCGCGCCAGACCCCGAAAUAUUAUUAAGUGACGCACUUUGGAGAGAGAGGGUGCCGCACAUUAACGGAGAGAACCACUUCUUCUGGCCGUAUCCAACCCUAAAAAGGUUGAUGACACGGGAGACAAUCAUCCGGCAACUUCAUACCGUCAAGAUAGGACUGGAGGAUGCGGAAGCUUAUAGCAGCUUAAUUCUGGGCACCGAAAAAACCUCAUUUUUCCGAGUCUUUGCAAUACUAGUUAUCGUGGAGCGACCCGGCGAUAUUCAGGCUUUCAUAGACGCAGACUUGCAUGACGAAAGAUUUCCUCUGGUACAAGGAUCUGAGUAUCAUCUUACUGUGCAGAUUUGCAUGGCGAGGUUGGGGUGGUCUCAUAUGCAGAAAGACUAUUUCAACAUUAACCAACUUCGAUCGUCGCCGAGGUUCUUUGCACUGGGGGAGGAUUACGAAGCUCAGCACUACGAUAUACCCAAAGGACAGAUGCUUCCUUGGGUAUUAUGUAGAGACAGCUAUGGAUUACACGAAGAGACACUGUCUGGGGGAUGCGGAGAGGUUGUCAAGUACAGGAUUGACUCAGAAUCACAUGGCUUUUCCCCGUUACUCGAGAAGCUUGGCCUCUAUAAUAGCUUCGUUGCCGUCAAGUCUUUGAAAAACACAAACAGGAAGAAAGGCGCGUCGAACAAAGAGUUGAAAAUGCUCAAACGAUUCAGUGGCCUAGACCAUCCAAACAUCAUCACGCUUUUGGCUACAUACACUCUCAACAACCGGUUUCACUUCAUCUUUCCAGCUGCCGAAUACGAUCUACUUAUGUAUUGGAAAAUCCACCCCGGCCCGCUUGUUAACCCAGCUUCUGCCAACAGGGAAGGUCUCUUAUGGCUGUCGGGACAAAUUCGAGAUCUCUUAGCCGCCCUAGUACAUAUCCACCAAGGUCAAAAGAUUCAUCUGGAUACAGAAGCAAUGUUCGGCAGACACGGCGACAUAAAACCUGCCAAUAUCCUAUGGUUCAGAUCACGGAAGGAAAAAAGAGGUGUCUUUGUCGUUUCAGACUUUGGCAUUGCAGAUGCCCACAAAGAAGAAACCAGAUCCAUUAUUGCUGGAGCCGAUUUGCCUGUAACACCCAGGUAUCGAGCACCUGAGUGCGAUAUUCGUGAUGGCCGGAUAUCCAGAGCAUAUGAUGUGUGGAGUCUAGGCUGUGUGUUACUUGAAAUGACUUGUUGGAUCCUGGGGGCAAACGAACUCAGGGAACGAUUUAAAGAGAUCCUGGUUUCACCUUAUAUCACGGGGGUUAAGACCGACAUAUACUUCGAUAUUCACUGGCUCGGCCCUGGAGAGGGCUACAGACUUUGGGUAAAAGAACAGAUCGUCAACGUAAGUCUCCCAACUCAGGAAUUUGACACAAGCUCUUUCUGA
Messenger RNA from Fusarium odoratissimum NRRL 54006, 1602 nucleotides. Its product is annotated as CMGC protein kinase. Lineage: Eukaryota; Fungi; Ascomycota; Sordariomycetes; Hypocreales; Nectriaceae. Gene Ontology annotation, biological process: peptidyl-threonine phosphorylation; peptidyl-serine phosphorylation. The transcript is spliced from 2 exons. Gene Ontology annotation, molecular function: ATP binding; protein serine/threonine kinase activity. The coding region runs from base 169 to 1602 and encodes 477 amino acids. The record is from RefSeq and is a predicted model, not a curated record.